GUUGCUGAUCACCUGAAAAUCUGAAAAUGAUGAUGCGUUUCCUGUGUGUUCGGGACCUCCAGCGUUUCGGCUCGCUCGCUCGCGUCCGCACACACCCGUCCCACGACUUUCUCACUAUUUCUCAGAACCGUCUUGGAUCAGGAUGUGUCUGGAUCUGCACCUCCUCGUCCUCAUCCUCGGCUCUCCGGACAACCCCCCCUGGAGAUGGGAAGGAUGACUCGGCAGAGCCAGAUCCUCUUCAGGACCAGUCUAUGGGUCUCGCUCAGAGAUUUAAGAAAACCUUUAAGCAGUAUGGCAAAGUGAUGAUUCCUGUGCACCUGCUCACCUCCUGCAUGUGGUUUAGUGGCUUUUACUACGCUGCCAUGAAAGGAGUGAAUCUGGUGCCAUUCCUGGAGUAUAUCGGAGCUCCUGAUAAACUCGUUAAACUCCUGCAAAAUUCCCAGAGCGGCUACGCACUGACUGCGUACGCCAUGUAUAAGAUUGCCACCCCGGGGCGCUACAUGCUGACGUUAGGUGGGACGUCUCUGUCGGUGAAGUACCUGCGUAAACACGGCUACAUGUCGACACCCCCGCCAGUUAAAGAGUACCUGCAGGAGAAGAUGGAGGAGACGAGAGACCGCUUCUCCGGGAGGAUCGAAGAAACCAAGGACAAGUUCACGGAAAAACUUCAGGAGACCAAAGACAAAGUGGGCUUCCGGAAGAAAAACGACUGAUAUCAUCAUCAAGUAAACAACGAGCGAUAAAUGCAAAUUAAUAAAAAAAUAAAUUAAAAACCUUCAUGUGAGAUGUCACUCCUGACAUCACUUUCUGUUCACUCGGCAUUUUCGUGACUUGCUAGCUCCACCCCCACACAAUUUCUUUAUUUAUUUAUUUUUUUUGUUGUUGUGUAUAUUUGUGAUAGCUGCAACAUUGAUCAGCAGAUUAUUUGCUGUUCUAGCUACUACAAAUCAUCCGCCAUGUUGAGAGGGCGGCGUUUGGAAAAGUCAUCUAAAAAUUGAGACAUUGAAACUUGAAAUGUCAUCCAUUAACUUAAAACGAUUUAAUGUAUUUAAUGUAUUGAGCUUGUGUUAGUCUGUCGUUACAUAUGUUAACAAGCUAUCAGGAAUGAAAAGCAAUCUUCUUCAACAGCUUUUAUCACCAAAGAUGAUAUUAAGAAUGAUUAAAGAUUCUGUGUUAUUAGUUCUAUGAGUAAUUAUAAUCACCGAUAGGACGAUGAUUAACGCCAGGAGGUCAUGCUGGUGAACGCGGUAAUUGAGCGUACUGAUCGUCUUAAAUAACACUGUUACUACCACAGACCUGAAGUUAGCAUAAAGUUGUUAAAACAGCAGUUUGUUCCUGUCUAGCAGUGAAACUGCAAUUGACACAUGGAGUCUGUCUUUUUGUAUCUCUCGCUCCUUAUCUUUCUAUCUCUUUAUACCUCUAUUUUUAUCUGAAUCUCUCUCUCGCUCUUUAUCUCUCUUCCUCCAUCUCUCUCUUAUUCUCUGUAUUUCUCUCCUUCCAUCUUUUUCUCCCCCUCCCUCUCUCUCUCUCUCUCUUUACCUCCCAGUGUGUCUGUACCUGCGUCUCUUGACUGUACCCAUGUCUAUAUCUGUAUUCCUUUUAGGGAAAGUGGGCGGACCUGAGCAACUCAAUAAAUUGGGGCAGGGCUCAUUUCUGGGCUGAAACGAUGUGUUGAACCAUGAUGUUUUAUGUUCUUAAUGAAUAUUUAAAAAAAAUAAAAAUUAUAGUACCAGUCAAAACUUUGGAUACAUUCUAGUUAUUUUCCACAUUCUAAAACAAAACUGGAUUUUUUAAAUAAACUAAUAAAUAACACGUAUAACAGCUGGCCUUCAUGUCUUCCUAAAGCUGCAGAGGAGAAGUUAAUUUAGAGUUACCAGCCCCAGAAAUCACCAAUUAACAAACACCAGAUAAAAAAACGGUAUAAAGGCUUUAUAGAUCAUAAGUAACAGACACAUCUCAAUAUUAACUGUUCAACUGGAGUUAUUGUCUAUUUUUAGGCAUCUUCAGCGUUGUUUUACAGUGUAGAUCAAAUGUAGAUUAAAAAAUUUAGUCAUUUAAAAAUCAGGAAAAACCAUGCCGUUUGAGGGUGUAUGUAAAUAAAUAUUGUUAGUUGUACAGACUGCAGCUUUAACUCCGCAGAGAUGGAUUAAUCAGAUUAACUCCGAUUACACACGCCUCAGUCAGGAUCAGCGUAAUCCUCAGUCUGAUCAUAUUUAUAUCAGAACCUUAUGCAAAUGUUUCCUGUCUGUAAAUCCAAAGGUUCUGCUCCUGUGUUACAGUACUCAAGUGUAACUGACAUGAAUAAAAUUAGAAAGUUUUAAAAAAUGAUUGACAGUGGGGUUUGUU
Clarias gariepinus (North African catfish) is the source of this 2346-nucleotide messenger RNA. It is a transcript of the gene mims1a, whose product is annotated as family with sequence similarity 210 member Aa. Lineage: Eukaryota; Metazoa; Chordata; Actinopteri; Siluriformes; Clariidae. Gene Ontology annotation, cellular component: mitochondrion. Bases 27 to 713 code for a protein of 228 amino acids. The transcript is spliced from 3 exons. The record is from RefSeq and is a predicted model, not a curated record.